AUGGAACAGAACACUAACCAAGAAACACCGAAACCGCGGGGCCUCGAUCGCAUCGAGGCUCACUGGCCCAUGCCCACGAUACAAAACAUUGUGGCAACAGUUAACCUCGAGUGCAGGCUGGACCUCAACCUGAUCUCUCAGCAGGCGCGCAACGUCGAGUACAACCAGAAAAAGUUCCACGCCGUCAUCAUGCGCAUCCGCGAGCCGCGCACCACCACGCUGGUCUUUGGCUCGGGCAAGCUGGUCAUCACGGGCGCCAAGUCGGUGGAGCUGGCACGCCUGGCCGCGCGCAAGCACGCCCGCCUGAUCCAGAAGCUAGGCUUCAACACAAAGUUCAAAGACUUCAAGGUGCAGAACUUUGUCGGCUCGUGCGGCUGCAACUUCUACAUCCGGCUCGAGGGCCUGGUGGCCGAGUGGGGGUCCAAGGGCUUCGCCAGGUACGAGCCCGAGCUCUUCCCCGGCCUGGUCUUCCAAAUCUUCAAGACCGACGCCAAGGUCACGUGUCUUGUCUUCUUCAACGGGAAAGUCGUCCUGACCGGCGCCAAGACCGCUGACCAGGUCUACGAGGCCUUUGCAGACCUCUACCCGCUACUGCUCAAAUACAAGUUCGACGCCCCGCCGACACAACUGAAGGCGGCAGCGAAGAAGUCAACACGGAGAAGGCAAAGAAAAUAA
Molecule: messenger RNA, 675 nt
Organism: Lasiosphaeria miniovina
Lineage: Eukaryota; Fungi; Ascomycota; Sordariomycetes; Sordariales; Lasiosphaeriaceae
Product: transcription factor TFIID-domain-containing protein
Exons: 1
Coding region: 1-675 (224 amino acids)
Biological process (GO): DNA-templated transcription initiation
Molecular function (GO): RNA polymerase II general transcription initiation factor activity; DNA binding
Source: RefSeq, a predicted model, not a curated record